This is a messenger RNA of Rhincodon typus (whale shark), 6778 nucleotides long. RefSeq names its product establishment of sister chromatid cohesion N-acetyltransferase 1 (gene esco1). Lineage: Eukaryota; Metazoa; Chordata; Chondrichthyes; Orectolobiformes; Rhincodontidae. The transcript is spliced from 11 exons. Gene Ontology annotation, biological process: mitotic sister chromatid cohesion. Gene Ontology annotation, molecular function: protein-lysine-acetyltransferase activity. Bases 213 to 3875 code for a protein of 1220 amino acids. The record is from RefSeq and is a predicted model, not a curated record. Gene Ontology annotation, cellular component: nucleus; chromatin.
CUUCGCCGUCACGUGGUAUAGAGCCACGCCCCCGGCGGGUUGCGCACGCGUGCUAAGGGGUUCACGUCGGCGUAAUGUCUUCAGCGGAAAAUGCGUGCGGCCUGGAGCUGGAGGCUGGGGUUUUGGUGUCAGGGCCUGCGGCCGGGGAUGUGACAGGCUGAGGCAGCAACUCAGACGCCGUGUGUACAGUUUCGUUUUCCAUCGUCCAGAAAAUGGCAGCGCGGAAGCGGAAAGCGGCCCGGAGUGCAGAGCGUGGGUCAAGUCGUGAAUCAACAAGAGGUGGACCUUCAACCAAAAAGCAACGUUUGGCUGAAAAAAUGACAACAUCUGGAUUUAGAGAGUGUGCAAAGCAGUCAGCUGUUCAAUUGCAGAGGGCCUCCACUAAAAAAGAAGCUUUGAAAUUGCUUAAAGGAACUGUUAAAGCAAACACAUCAUCAGCAAAAAUAACUGCAAAACGCAAGGGGAAAGGCACAAAACUGAUCACUAAUAAAAAUGAAAGAAUGGCUCCUUUGAAGAAGAAAUCUACAAAAGCUUUGAUUAAAAAAUGUGCAUUACUGAAGUCUUCCCAUCAAAAGAAAACUGUAGUUCCCCCAGUAUCAAGGAGGAGAUCUUGCAAUUUACAGCUUGAAAGUAAAACCAGAGAAAAACAAAUGCGCACAAAAACUGUAUGUAAAUCUAUGCCAGUGAAAGUUUCACAGAAGUUGCCUCAGAGUAAUCGAGCUUCGCAGUCACAACUUUCUCAAAAAGAUCUGCGUAUUUCCAAAGAGGCCACCUUUAAAAAGCUUCCUUUAAAAAUGUCCUCAAAAACUUGUUCUCAGAAAAACGUUCCACGAAAGUCAAGCAAAUCAUCUAAAACAAAAUCUCUUCAAAUGGUUGUAAAUACUGUAAAAGCUGCAACAAACAAAUUACAGUCAAAGAAAAAUGUUCAAGGUCAACUGAAGUCAACCAUGAGGGUAUCCGAAAUGAGCCCUGCAAAGAAAGGUCUAAAAUCUUCGUCAGUAACUGCUAGGACCUCUGUGAAGCAGCCUAACAAUAACACAGUUAAAACUGUGGCUUGCAAGAGUAAUCGUGCUAAACAAUUAACCUCACGUAAAGCUUCUGAAACAGUGGUAAAAAAAGUUUCUAAGAAAACUUCUGUGAAGACACAGAUUAGCACAAAAUCUGCAAAGAAGCUUCAGCAAAAAAAGACAAUAAGAUUAAAAUCAUCACAGCAUCACUCCACUGGUAAGGAUAAGCUUGAGCUCAAACUAGAGGUAAAACCUCAAAAUAGGUCUGGUCAAAAGCAUACAAAAGAAAAUGCUCCACAGGUAGUAAAACGAUCUGAGGCUAACCAAAUACUGAUCAAAAGGCCAACUAGAUCAUCUCAGAGACUGAAUCCAAGCCCUUUGUCAACAAAAUCAUCCUUUACCAUAGACAGCAAGGCCAGUGUAUUUCCUGCUCAAAGAAAACUGAGAAAAAGGGCAUUUAGUGAUUUCUGUUCUAAAAGUCCUGAAAAUACUUUGCCGAUGCAAAAACAAGUUAAAGUAGAAAGUAAGCUUGGAAGAACAAAGCAGGACAAAGUUAUGAAAACUCCAAAAGAGAGGGCUUCCAAUGAUGCAGGAACAAAAUUAGAUGGUAAAUUUGGGAGAAAACCUCCAGCAGCAAAAGCUUCAAUUCCCAAAGAACAAAGCACACGAGUUGUCAAAACAGUGGCAUGUAUUGCAGGUGAAAGAAAGAUUAAUCUGGGCAACAAAGAAAAUCCUUCAAUUAAUAAGACUUCAACUGUUUCAGAAGUUCCUCAAGAAAAGACUCUAUCUGGAAAGCCAGUUCCUCAAGACCUAUCUGAAACAAAAAUCAGAAAAGGUGCUUCACAAACAAGAUUGCAAAAAAAUGGGAAAAACUUGGAAGAUCAGGUUCAGAAAUCGGCCACAGCAAAUUGUAGUAUCAAAGAUAUGAAGGGAAAAAGUGGAGUGAAACCGCCUGUAAAGAAACAAAACAAAUCUAUGAAUAAUGUUGCGCAAAAUAAGAAAAAGCCCAAUAAUUCUCUGAAAGAGCACCUACAAGAUUCAAAACGAUCAGAAAUUAUUUGUAAAGCUAACAAUGCAGUUUCUACUCCAAACUCAGGUAUGGAAAUCCCAUGUCUGCAAACUGAAAAUGAUGCAAAGUGUAAACGUCAAAGUAUUCUUGAGCUAUGUGAAGAAAUUGCAGAAGAGAUAGCUUCUGACACUCUUGAUCUUUCAGUAAAAAAGGAAUCUGCACAGACAGAAGAUGAAAAUAUUCAAAAAGAACCAGAAGCCAUAAUCGCUGAAGAUAUUCAGAAAACCAAACUGGCAAAGCCAAUUUAUUCCAGCCUAAACAGAUUUCAGUUUUCAGGACAAAAAUGUGUGAAACGUAAACUUGUUCAGCAUAAUAAAUACAUAACUACAAGAUAUAGUUUACAUAAGGGAGGGAACAGUUGGACCAGAAUUAAGCAAAUUAAAACUGAUCAGAAAAAACUAACCACCAUCAAUUCUACCUAUAAUAAGUUUAGAAAUUUGCAGGUUAGGCAAGCUGUUUCACAAGUAGUAGUUCGAACAAUUAGGAAGGUUGAGAAAGUGAAACUGCCAAACGGAGUGCCUGUACCGACCAAAGAAGAAAGUGUUAUCACGUAUGAGCGACAUAAAUCAAAAACUGUUACUUCUCAAGUGGAAGUUGGGAAAUCCACCAAUAGCGAUCAUAAAUCGUCCGAAAACAGUACACCUGAAGAAAUAACAAAACUAGCAAAGUUGUUUGACAAAAAAGAGGAUGAGACAGAGAUGCCAAAAAUGGAAACUGAAUCUGAAGCUGAUGAGAGUUUUAGGUUACAUUUGGAGUCGAGUCCUGAAUGUAGUCCAGAAAAGAGCUGUGCCACUGCAUUACUAAUGAAACCAGUUAAAGAGCAAUUGGAAAAUGGGUCAGAAGGAUCAUUACUGAAGGAAACUGUACGGACUCUCUUUAGUAAUCCUGAUUCAUCGAGGAUGAAUGAAAGGUACUUAGUAGAGCGAGAACAUGUCCUCCAUCUUUUGGAACGGACAAUCCUGUUUAUCUCAGCAAUAGACUUUCAAAGCUAUAGUGUAUCUUUGUCUAAUCAGCCAACCGUAGUGAAGAACACUGCAGAUCCCUCUGAACUUUCCGUACAGAAAGAAACUAAACCAGUUAUCAGCACAGAAGGAGGUGGACUUCAACCAAACAUUGAUGCUGGACAGAAAAGAAUCGGAGCUAUUUCUUGCACCACAUGUGGAAUGUUGUAUGCAGCUUCUAUUCCAGAAGAUGAAGCUCAGCACUUUCAGUUUCACAAACGUUUUAUUAGUGCUGUAAAAUACGUGGGCUGGAAGAAGGAGCGAAUUUUAGGUGAAUAUCCUGACGGUAAAAUCAUAAUGGUUCUUCCUGAUGAUCCAAAAUAUGCCUUAAAAAAGGUUGAAGAGAUUCGAGAAGUUGUUGAUAAUGACCUUGGGUUUCAGCCAGCAGAAUUGAAGUGUCCUUCCAGGACAAAGACACUUCUUUUUAUCUCUAAUGAACGGAAAGUAGUUGGCUGUUUAAUUGCAGAACACAUACAGCAGGGCUUUAGAGUUAUAGCAGAUAAAGCCAUUCAGCAAUCAUCAAAUGAUGCAAUUAUGCUUGAACGCCAACGAGCAUGGUGUUGUUCAACUAAUCCAGAGCCUGCAAUCUGUGGAAUAAGUAGGGUAUGGGUCUUCAGUAUGAUGCGUCGGAAGGCAAUUGCAACAAGAAUGACUGACUGCCUUAGGAGCAGUUUUGUAUAUGGGUCGUAUUUGAGUAAAGAUGAGAUUGCAUUCUCAGAUCCUACUCCAGAUGGCAAACUCUUUGCAACACAGUAUUGUGGAACACCCAGAUUCCUUGUAUACAACUUUGUCAGCUAACCUCUCUCAGAUUGAUAUGAGACUUUGCAAUUAUUGGUGACAGUGACUUAAUACAGCCUUCAACAAUUGGUAUAAUUGUGUGCAAACUCUUCACAAAUGUGACCCAUGUUUUUGGGAGCUAGACUGAAGGAACUGUAUUGCUUUUUAUUACUGUGAACUCAGGACUGAUUGCAACCAAAUGGUUGCUUUUAUAUUUUAGAAAACUGGAAUGGAUGCAGUAACAUUGGAAAUUCUGUUUUUUAUUUUAAACUGAAAUAGUUUAACUCUUUCAGAAAAGCAUGCCUUUUAGUUCAUUCAUGUUUACAGAUUUUAGGAUGUUUUAUGUAAGGCAGGCAAAUCAUUAACUGUAAAAAUGUUGAAAACUGGUUAUACAAUGUACAUAAAAUAUGCUAUAAAACUAAGAGACAAUUAGCGUUGGUGUUUCUAAACGGUUCUAUGACUUCCUUAGUUUGUAUAUACCUGUACAGCAAACAAUCAAAUUUGAAUGUGUUUUUCCUUUGGGAGAAUGAAGUGAGUGGUCUGAUAUCUAGUUUAUUGUGUUAGGUGAUACUGGAACUUUCCUAGUUUGAUUCAGGGAUAUUGGACCGCUGCACUAAAAACUCUGCUUUUGAGGUUAUCUGAUUAGUUGCAUAUUUUAUCAAACUAUUAAAAUCUUGCUAUUGGUUUUGCUCUGGAAAUAUCCAGUUGUCAUUGUUCAAAAUGUAAUACCUCAUUUAGUAUUGAUGUUAAACCACUGCAAUAUUAGGUGUCCAAGCUAAAAGAAAAUGGGCACCUUGUAUUCAUGUCUUGACUCUGGUUUUGAAAAGAUUUGUGUAAUCUACUUAGAGUAGCAUAUAUAAAUCUGAUUGUGCCUUUUUCAGCGUAGGUCAAACUUUGGGAUUGAAUGCAAUGGUUUCAACUGGUCUAACUCUCUAUUGGAUAACUACAGUAACUUUUAUAGGCUUUAUUUUAAAACUCUGAAGGGAGAACCAGUGCAAUUCAAUACAAUAAGAUCUGUAAGCAAGCUCUAUUUCUGUAAAACAAAUGGUUGAAAGGCUAUGACCAACCUGUGUGAUAAAUACUGCAGCAAAAUUUACAGAAGACUGUUCGAUUUCUUACCACCACUUCCAUACUGUUUAUUUUUGAUCUGUAAUGUUGAGCCUACAUUUUUGAUUUGUGAUGGAGAGAACCAUCAGAUAUGAAGGCAAGAGGCUGAAGAACUGGUCUUUUUAAAUUUCUGUUAUGUUAAAUGAUGAAUGGUUUCACCAAAAGUAAACAAUCCUAAACAACAAUUAGGAUUACGCUUUAAAAAGUAUAUAAGUAAUCUAGUCUGGAUAUGUCACAAAUCAGUCUAUUUAUCUUGUCUAUUGUAUUUGUAGUUGGAUCAUGUGAUGGUUUUCAAACUAUAAAUUUCAGGGUAAAAUUGAAAUGCUCCACAUCCAAGAUCUAAUUUGUAAAUUCAAUUUGUAUUUUUGAACCUGCUGAGCUUUAUAUAGCUUACAAAUAUUUAACAUGUAUUCAUCAAGGGCAGAUAGUUGGGAUGUUUCUCCACAGUCAGAUUGUGCCAAGAUUUGAUUGAGCCAGUAAUCCUUUGGAGGUCCCUAGUUAAGCCAUAAUGUGUAAAAUCCCAAGGUAUUGAAUGAAUGACUCCUGGACUGUUUGUAUUUAUGCACUUCUCUUAACCUGGGUCAUUUGGAUAUAAGAAAGAAAACGUUCUUGUGUUGCUUGAACUUAAAAUGAUUUUUGUUGCAGGUUAUGAUGAUUAGGUAUGUUUAAAUUAAAAUAUUGUUUAAACUAUAGUUAAGGUUAAUUUUUAACAAUGUUUGAAGAUGAAAUUAGAAAUAUAUAUGUCAGAAUGCUUGGGAUUUAAAGAAGCAUUUUAAUGUGAACGGUUUUAAUAUGGCUUCGUUUUUACUAAAAAAUACUUAUUUAUCCUAUUUACUGCAAUCCAAAACCUCAGUACAAUAAAAUCUGAUCAGUAAUUAACAAAAGAAGUAGUUCUAGAACCUAUCAUAUACCCAGUCAUCUUUUCAGUUGCCCAAGUUCAGGAUGGUUUAAAGUUUACCUCGUAUAAUCUAAUGAUUUGUAAAUAAGUAUAGAAUUAUCAAGUUGGGAACAGCGGGAUGCAGAAGGUUACCAAAGUCCUGAAGAUGCAAUUCUAAAGCUGAAGGCAAGUUAGAUGACAUCUUUUUAUUAUCUAUUGCCUUUCAGGAUCCCACUGCUCCCAGGGUGGUAUUUCUGUUUAUACCAUAAUGGUACAAUGUGUUUUUUUUUACAAACAGUUAAAUGCUGCAGAAUGUCAUGUGGCCUAAGGUCAUAUGCUAGCAUCAGUAUUGCUUACAGGUUAUCACAUAACCCUCUGCAAUUCAUAUGUGGUAUGAAUCUGUACACAAUAUUGUAUGUUAUCAGUUUAGAUCUGUUUUGACUGGGAGGAGGCUAAAAUUGUUAAUGUUAUGAUCACACUCAACCUAGUAAUAUAUAUGCACUAGAUAUUAAAUGGACCAAAUGCAGAUGGGUUGAAGUUAACUUUCUGGACUGACUUUUUUUUUCUUUAAUUCUGAAACUAUUUAAAAGCAAAUCAUAUGAGCUAUAUUUGCAUUUAAACAAUUGCUUAAACGGGUAACUUGGAAAUCUACGGUUUUAAGACACUGUGUACAACUGAAUACUAACAAUGUUUGAAAAAGUAAACCUUUUUUAGUGAAUACGUUAAUUUUAUAUUGUCUUUUAUGGAACUAAUUUUGAAGGUUACUGCACAUUGUUUAAUAAUUUGAGUGUAAAAAUACAGGCCCCUCCCUACAAGUUGUAGCUGAUACCAUUCUUGUGCAUUGUUAUCUUGGUCAACUUUAUCUUGUGAUUUAGUCACAUGCCUGUUCUGUGUUUUUCUGAAAAGAAAUGACAAUUACAAUGCAUCCCAUUGGAAGAUA